Molecule: messenger RNA, 10920 nt
Organism: Guillardia theta CCMP2712
Lineage: Eukaryota; Cryptophyceae; Pyrenomonadales; Geminigeraceae
Exons: 2
Coding region: 1-10920 (3639 amino acids)
Source: RefSeq, a predicted model, not a curated record
AUGGCUCAACUCCACUUCGACCAUGGCGUGAAGGAUCUCAAGGCGACCAACUUCAAGAUCUACUGGGGUCAGCUUGGAAACACCCUGACCAAGUCCAAGCAGACCAGCAUUCUGUCUCCUGGGCAUGUGGUCGAAGUUUACAUGCCCGGCUUCACCGGAGGGUCGAACUUCUUCGGUGCAUCACGUGGAAGCACUGAGAGCACUGAGAGCACGAUCAGCUGGAUGUCGCAGCAGAACAGCAUUGUGAUCUCUCAGUCUGUACAGGAGCCCUGGCAACAAGCCAUCUCGAGCGACCUGUCACUGUCUGUGAGUGGCCCAGGAGCAGUUGGAUGCAUGGGAAUCGUAGGCGAUGUGUCAUCGAACGCUUUCGACCUGAAGCAGCUCCGGGCGAAUGUGUUUGACUACUGUGAGUGGAACGCUCAGCGAGAGAUGCUGCGUCUGAGGCUGAGCAGCAAUGCGCCUAGCACCGUGACAGGAGUCUUCAUCAGCAAAGUGAGCAUGUAUCUCAACUAUGACACAUCAUCCAAGCAGAACGGUCUGGGACCUCUGCCGCCUCUCGGAGGCAUCAACGAGGAGUGGCAUCAGAUGGCCUUCGUGUCUGUCUACGAGAAGCCUGCAACCACAUCGUCUGACUGCACCGGAGUGAGUCUUUCCGCCUUUGCCAGUACCACCUGCAGCACAGCAAACCUCGUGUACCAAGUACCGUUUGACAAGUACAAGUCACAACGCUUCGGCUCAGACAGGCCAAGACUUCCGGUGAGGAAGGAGGCUGGAGCUAUCGGAGUGACCAAGAACCCCACGUUCGUGUAUGCUGCCGCUGCAGGGAACACAGACGGUAUCAACCAAGCCGUGUGCAUCACUGUUACGAUCGUACCAUCCAUGACCAUCUACUCGUCUCCGACAUCAUCUACUCCCACAACUUUGACGAUCUCCGGGUUGACAGGGUCUAGUACACCAGAUCAAGUGACAGCCUUGUAUCAGAACAAAUGUCAAUGUGAAAGCACUCAAGCAGGGCUCUUCCCAAGCAUGUUCCAGUCUAUCAGCUACGGAAACCAGAUUGGAAAAGCCGACUUUGUCCAAGGGGCGGGCACCUUGACCUUUCAGCUCUUGCCAGGCAUGUACAUUCAAGCAGGAGAGGUUGUCAUCUUCUCGUUUCAGCUGAAGACACCGGGAACAGUGUCAGCAGCAUCGAAGCCCAUCUCUAUCUCGAUGUCGGGCAAGUAUUGCCAGAUCUCUGACUUCUGCACGGGAUCUACCGGACAGUCCAUCACGCUCAACCCGAUCACUUUCAGUCCCUCGACGAAGAUUCUCCAGGCGGUCGGAAACAAGAUCGGGGCAAGGAUGUUCCAGAGCUCGUCUGACACAGGCUCCUUGUCGAACAUGUUUGUGACUCUGUCUCCCAACUUCGAUAUCCAGACUUCUUCCAUCUUGACCUUCACUGGUCUGUGCGGGACUCAGGAGUCUGGUACCAAGGUAAACAUGGUGGGUAACAGGUUUGCUGGAGGCAAUCCUUUGACGGACAAGUGCUCCAGCUCGUCUUAUCCGACGGAGGUUGACAUUGGAGAUCCAAGUUUUGGAUACACCGGGUCGACGAUGGACUGGAGCCAGUCGUCAGGGACCCUGAAGCUGACCCUGACCCAGGCUCUGGCCGCGCGAGGUGACUAUGCCUUCGCGUGGAGCUGGAGGGUAUCGGAUAGGGAGAACUCGGCCUGUACGAUGACAGUGUCGUUGACGACUGGGCCGAACCAGGUUCAGAAUGAGGCUGUCACGAACCUCGGAGGAUCAGUGGGUCUUGUUGAGAAGCCGUCGUUUACCAAGUACAAGAUCGGACAGGUUACCACUCGACCGGACGUGACAAACUACAUCUGUGUGACUCUGAAGACCAACUUCAACCUUCAAACAUACUUGAAUGCAGGCCAGUACAAUGAAGCAACCAUCACCCUGUCCGGCCUGUCAGGCAGCCAGGCGCAGGACAACUCCAACCCGGACAUUGACAACUGCCCAUCUUACGACUGGAACACUCACUCGCUUGUGACACCAUCAAAGGCCAGCACUGCAUACUUCACCAGCGCUCUCACUGCUGGAGAAGUCAACAAGGUUGCAAACUUCGCAGCUGGCAUAGCCAAGCUUGUAUUGAACCCAGCUCAGAAUCUCCCCUCAGGCCAUGAGAUCAAGUUCGCAAUUCCUCUCAAGAACUCCAAGGUCGCGCAGCCUUGCCAGACGGUCACAUUGACGUUGAAUGCCCUGUAUCAGAGCCAGAACAGCCAGGUAUCAUACACGACGACGCAGACUGUGCAGAUGGUUGUAUCCCCUGUGAAUCGCGCCUUGCAAGAUGGAGAGAUGGAUGGGGAUGCCUGUCCCUUGAAGGUCUACGACAAGGGCUUCUUGACCCGGUUGAUCACCCAGCAGACGCCUCUGAUCCAAGAGAACAACGUACUGACCAUUUCUCUCCGCUCGAAUGUUGAUCUUGGUUUGAAUGGGUACGGUGCAACCAUCACCAUUGCGGGCUUGACGGGAACAGACACCACGCAGACAUCUCUGACUGCACUAUCACCGGCGUCAACAGACUACUACUCUCCGAUCAUCCAGAAGACUGAGUGGUCUCAGUCGAACGGUCAGAUGAUCAUUCACCUUCCUUCAUCUUCCACUUGUCAGAUGCCCAUCAAGGGAAUAACGACCCACUGUAUGAUGGCUGGCUGGACCUAUGUGCUUCAAUAUGCCUUCGUGAAUGGCAAGACGCCGCAGUCAAAUCCGACUGUGUCGAUCUCAGCUUCGUUUGCCAGCGGCGAGCAGACCAACUCGCAGACGGCAACGCUUCCGCUUUCCAGCUACAAGAACCCUCUCUUCUUGACGAGCAACCUGUUCAACAAGUACGACAUCGGCCAGUUGUAUCCUGCGCCAGGUGCAGUCAAUCCUGUCUGUGUUACCCUGAGGCCGAACAAGAACAUUAUCAAACAGACCAAGUUUACGUUGACUGGGCUGCCGAUGUUCACGUCCACGUCCACAGUUGACUUUUACGAUGAAUAUGGAAUCAGCCCGCUCUCAAGCACGUCGCUGAGCGGAUACUUUACAACGAUCUCGGGUAACAACAUCGCGAACAAAGCAGAUUACAACAACGGAAACGGUGAGAUCCAGUUCCAGUUUGUGACCCAGACGCUGGUGCUUGGAACCAAGUACAAGUUCUGCUUCCGUAUGAUCAACCCGAACUCUGCCUACAAGAACGGAGGAUCGUGUCCAUCGGUGUCGUUGCUUGUCAGCUCCAGUGACGCGCCGAGUGCAGCGCCUGGAGUGCAGACGUACACAAUGAAGCAGGACACGGGCAAGAGAGUGUACGGAUAUCCAUCGGUGCUGUCAAGCUGCGCGGGCUACAUUGUGGACCCCUCGUUCCCGCAUGCGACCAUUCGAUCCAGCUCCAACGUGACCUCAAACACUGUGUGGAUGACAGUGGAGCUACAGCCCAACUACGCCUUGACUACCAGCCAGGCGGUGACGGUCUCAUCGCUGACUGGCUUCAUUGCCUCUCCUGACACCUUCCCCUGCUGGAUCAGCAGGAAUGGCGAGUAUGUCAACGUGGCUUCGAACGCGGUCAGUGGAAACAUCCAUGGUGCCGACUUCGCUUCUACAUGUACGUUCAAGCAUAACGAGUUCAAGAUGACUUACCAGCAGUCGCCCAACCUGCCUGUGUACAACCCUUACUUCAACGUCAACGCGAUGAGAUCGAACGGCAUCUGCGAGAUUGUUGCGCUGUCAGGAGGGUCUGGGUACACUGUGCCGCCUAGUGUUGUGAUUUGUGGGUCUGAGUUUUACAAGAACUCAGUUUGCUCUGGAGGCAAUGUGAUGUACGGGGUCGGACAGGGAGCAACUGCCACUGCAACGAUCUCGGGUGGCGCGGUCACUGCAAUCACCAUCACCGACCCUGGACAUGGAUACUACCUCACACCUGUGGUCAUCAUCUCACCUGCAGCAACUGAGACUGGAACUAUCACUGCAGCAAAGGCGCAGGCUUAUCUGUACGACAGGGGCGUCUACACGGUGCAGUUUCAGAUUCAGAACCCGAGCUCGGAGCAGUCGGCUCUCGCUCUGUCCAUUCAGGCUACGUCCAACUUCCCAUCGCAAGCAAUUGUGUCGGGAUCGCAGACCAGCGGGUUGCAGAUGACUGCGUCCUCUUCGGAUGUCGUGCUCAACAUCGUGCCGCAGACCCGCUUGUUUGCGGGCGACUCCUUGUUUGUCAACCUUCCUGCCUACGAGGUGGAGGAGUCCGGGCCUCUGUUUGGAGUGCAGUCAUCUAACUCGGCGUUCGAGACCUUCACCUCGCAGCUGGAGUGGGAGUUGUUUGGCAGCUCCGAGGACAGGGCUAGGGCCUACUUGUCCAAGGGGUACAUUGCCGAUGGUAACAGGCAUCGAUCGGGUGAUGCGGACGUGGACGGAGUGUUUGUGUUGUCACCUUCUGAUGACGGCUACAAGAAGAACAAGGACCUCUGCUGGAGCCACAAGCAGUGCCCUUGGGGAGCGUCGGACUACGACGUCGGAGGGCAGUCGUCUUACACGCUGUCGAAGGUUCGGUUCGCGGGACCAAGCCCUCUGGGGUACACGCAUGAGGCUUGCUACACGGCUGGCUUGUCUGCAUCGGCAUCGGACUACGUUGGUAUGCAGAUCUCGUGCAGGAACAACGCUUUUACAGCAGCAGCAAGCGGGUCAUCUGUGACCGCCAUCAAGGUCAAGUCUGCAGGGCUGUACACCGUGACUGUGCAGGCAUCUGCUCAGACCGUGACGAUCUCGCAAUCAGAUGCUGGUGCUGCUAGCUCUGCUUCAGCCUCGAUCUCUUAUCAGGUGGCCCAGCUCUCGCUCAACGCUGUGACUCUGGAGAACUGUCAGAGCAUCACAUUCACUGCAGCUGCUGGAACUCAGUUGAUCGCUGCCAGCGCCCAGGUCGUGAUGUCAGUCGUUGCUUCUACAUCCGCACCCGCGUACAGAGUCGAGAUCACCAAUCCCGGGUUGUACACGAGCUUUCCUACUGCAACUUGUACUGGAACCACCCCCCCCACCCUCAACCUGUUCAUGUCGGUAGCCACAGUCAGCGUAACCAGCCAGGGCAGCGGGUACGUGACCAUCCCAUCAGUGUUCUUGUCGGCCGCGCCUACUGGGGUUACUCAGACGACAGCACCAGUGUUUGAAGUGAUCAUGUCUACGGCCAACCAGAAUAUUAUCACCCAGACGAUACUCGAUUACAACCCGUACUACUCGCCGACCCCUUGCUUCCUUGUGGGGCAGGAGUUCCCAUCGUCUUUCUUGAGCGACUGUAGCAUCCAUGUGAAGGAGAACGUUGGCCGAUACACAGGAAUGACCGCCAUGAUCGGGUCCAACGAGUACUUGAUCAAGCAGGGAGCAGGAGGCGUGUACUGGGUGGUCGACUCGAACGGCAACAAGCCACGGAACGUCGACAUAGCCAACAAGCCCUACACCAUCUACACCCAGUUGGAGCUGAUCGUUGCCAAGAGCGCGAGGGUGGAGCCUGGCGAGUCUGUGUCGAUCACCAUACCUGGGUACAGGUUCAAGUCCUAUCCCAAGAACGUCAAUGCUUACAUCACUCGAUCCACCGACGACGCUUCCAAGACUAUCGCGGAGAGGACGAGGUACUACUUUGCAACCACGCUGCCGGUCAAGAGCUCGUACGUGAAGGGAUACGGAGUGACGGGGAUGGUCAUAACCGGCGGAACGCUCGCAGGAGACUGCAGCAUCAAGUAUGUGGAUGGUCCUCAGAGCAUGGGAGGAAACAAGCCGGAGGUACGAUUUAUCUCUGGGGCCACGUCCAAGUUUGAGAUCACUUACGCGGGGAGCGGAUACACGUCUCCUCCUCGCUUCAUCGGUCAGUGUGUGACCAGCACGGGGACGACGACCUACUUCAACGGAGUCUUCUUGUUGUCGGGAAAUUCAGGCGUACGACGCGUUGAGGUUGCAGUACAAGGAAACAACUGCCCCUCAGGAACCACUGUCAAUAUCGAGUCUCCGAACCCAUCCGGAUCAUACAUUGAUGGCCUGACGGGGUUGACCUAUGCAGGCCAGCAAGCCUCAGCCAUUGUGUUGCUGAAUGGAAACAGCGUGUCUCAGGUGGUACUCCAGAACGGAGGUAGCGGAUACAUAUCAGCUCCUUUGGUUACUUUUCCGGCUACGUGCAAUGCUCAGGCGCAGGCGUACAUCUCCCAGAACUUCUCGUCGAGCAUUGCGAUGAGGUACGAAACAGGCAACACCUUCUUGUAUGAAUGGAACAGAGAGCAGACUGACACCUUGACGGGCCUGUACUCGUCUGAGUUCUCGUCUGUCUCCUUGUUUUCUCUCGAGACGGCGGCGAGCGGGUCAGCCGAGAUGAACUCUGGUUACGUGGCAUCGAUUGCCAUUACCAAGUCUGGUACAACCUGCACGAGCCCGACGAUCACCGUGUCCGCGUCCGGGGUGUCAGCAGCUGCGCAAGCGAAGGCAGUACCUGUCACAGCGGCCAACAUCCUGCAAUCCAUCAACGUGACAUACGGAGGGUAUGGAUACACGUCAGCACCAUCGGUGACCAUCACAGGUUGCGGGGCUGCGACUGCAAAGGCCUUCUUGAGCUACUCGAACGUGGAUGUGCUUGUGGGGGGAUCAACCUCGUUCUCUAGCUACAGAGGAAUGCGACCACUCCAAGUGACGCAGUCGUCUGCCAACUCGUACAAGACUGUCAACCCGGUCACGUCAGCCAUGGACUCCCCGGUGCUGGUCGGAUUCAACGAAGCCUGCUCCAAUGGUAAGACCGAGGCAUAUCAGCGAGAGCAGUCUACCUACAAGAACUCGCGUGUCACCGGAGUGACCAUGUCAAGCGCUGGAGCAGGAUACACCUUCAAAGGCACCACCGUGACCUUCUCUGCCUCGCCGCUGGGCUCCUCCAACAUGUACGCGACCGCCAAGGGUGUACCGACGUGGUCGUUCCCUCCUACAACCACCUCCUCUGGGGGCACUACAAACCUGAACACGAACGUCUUGCUGUACAAGGGGGCUGCCCUGUCGACAGCGACCGGGUGCGACAACAUCGUCUUGAUGUUCUCCUACCCCGAGAGGGCCGGAGGAGCACAGCUUCAGAUCCAGAUCAACAGCGCCGCAUCGAGGACCUCUCAGGUCAUUCAGCAAGGAACGGGCUAUGCCUCGAUCCCGUACGUGUACGACAUCAAGUUCAACUCCAACAAUGGCCAAACCUUCUUGAAGGAUGGAUACACGGGCACCAACGGGAACUGCGUUCCCCAGUACUUUGCAAUCGACGUCACUCGGCUCACCAAUCUCGCAUCGGGCGUUGGGUUGGUCAUCGACGGCGUGUACAUGACUCAGGGGGGAUACGGGUACGACACUGCUCCCACUGUUACAUUUGACUGCAAGUCCUGCACCAUCACCUCACAGGCCGUGGCCACAGCUACUCUCGAGAGCGGAUGCUUCAAUGGUCAGUGCACUCAGCCAUCCUACGCCAACGCCUUCUUCUCUCCUGUCAACAGAAACAACCUCCAGGUCUGCCAAGCGACCAACCCGGGAGCCAACGACUACCGCACGCGCAAGACGCUUCAGAUGCGUGUAUCCUCGGGUCAGUCUGGCAUCCAGUACUCGUCGUCGACGGCGUACGCGGCGAGAAGGAACCGAGGCUUCAUGGCAUCGACUGGAUCGCUGAACUUCUACGUCUCAUCUCAGAACCUCCUGUCAGCCAUGUGCACACCACCUCAGGUAGUCGUAGAGCCUCCGACGUCCAUGUCGGGUGUCGCCGCACAGGUCGAGCUUGUCGUCGAGAGCACGAGGGCAGACAGCUAUCUCUCUCAGAGUCCAGCCACAGCCGCUGAUCUUCCGGCACAGGCCGCACAGUACAAGCUUGCUGUCCGCACUGUCAACCCGGGCUCGGGAUACAUCACUGCUCCCACUGUCUCCUUUGUGAGCGUUGGGAGCACCCCAUGCUCUACGACUGGCCUGGUGGUCGCAGCGGAACUGCAGGGAGGCAUGUCAGUCUCGACUGUGCAGACAGCUGCUGCUCCGUUGUACAUCUGCCCAGCACAGACGUAUUACCUCAACCCCACUACCAUGACUCUCUCCACCACUCAGACUCAGGGGGCUGCGACCAUCACCUGGGAUCGUAAGGCCAAUGCCCCAUACGUGGUUGACGGCGGCUACGGGUACUCGUACGGCACCCAGCCUGUGACUCUCUCGUGGGCAUCGUGCGGGGCGACUACAGUGGUGAUCUUCUUCGAGGACAGCAAGUCCCUGGACGGCCUUGCGCCGUACCCGUCGUUCUGGCCGGGAGACAUGUCGGUGGAUCAGUCUACCUGGAGGAAUCAUGCGGGAGAGAUCACGGGCGUUGACUUCAUGUACGAGUCUAAGCACUUCUAUUCCAACCCGACGGUACCGACGCCUCAGACCUUCUUGAACGUGAACAUCGCGGCUCGAAGCCUGAAGCAGGCUGGCUUGUUCUCAUCGAGAUCUAACGAUGUGCGGGCAGCAGCCAGUAUCUCAUUCGCCGUGGAGGACGCCUCCUCUUUCAAGGCAGGAGAUUUGAUCUUGAUUGAUAGCGAGAUCUUCAAGAUUGGAACGGUGACCGGCAACACGAUCACUGUGAGCGAAAGAGCGCUUGGAGGUACCAGCCAGUCGCAACACUUUCCCGGAGCGAGUGUCGUCUUGUUCUUUCCUGGUACGGCACUCGAGAAGGCUGUCCUGACGUCAGUUGCGGGUACGGUAGAGACGAUCUAUGUGGCAUCGGCAAGCGGGUUUGCCGUGGACGAAUCCGUUGCAGUCGAUGACGAGUUCAUGCUGGUAGCGAGCGUUGACACGACCGCCAACACUCUGAGCGUGUACAGAGGAUACACACAGGCGGAGGGAACCGAGACUCCGUCACAUCCAGCAGCAGCCCUGGUGGGACUCUUCAACCCCAAGGCUGCAGUAGCCAAGACCUCGGCCUCCAUCACAGCCACCGCCACGACUCUCCCGGUCUUCACCACCAGAGGCUUCACGGCCAACACUUACAUUCAGAUUGGCAACGAGAUCAUGCUGAUCACUGCCUUGAACACGGGCUCGUUCACCAUUCUCCGCGCUCAGGCUUACACUCAGGCAGCAUCGCACGCGUCUGGGGCCGAGUACACGGCCGUGAGCGUCGAGACAGUCUCCCUGCUGCCCAUUGCCUUGAAUACUGACCUCUCGAUCUCUGACACGUUGAUAUCGAUGGGACCGAAUGCGGGCAAGACAGGAACGCUGCCAGCGCAGGGCACGAACAUCCUCGUGGAGCAGGAGGUGAUAUACGUUUUGUCUCUCAACAAGUCUGCAAGCACCAUCACUGUCUCCAGGGGCCAACAAGGUACCACGGCUGCCGCGCACAAUGCGAAUGCGGAGAUUGUGCUGUCGAUCAGCGCUCAGUACCUGAGUGAGACCAUCAUCGGGGCGACUGGCGUGCUUCAGUCCAUCUCAGGCAGCAACUCUGGCUUGUACGCACGUCCUCUCAUCACCAACCCCGGCACUACUGAUGCUACCCCGAUGUUGUACCUCGAUGGCAUCGCAGUGAUCAGCAGCCCAUCCAAGCUUCAGAAGGCCCCUGUGCUCUCCCUCAACUACCUCGCGCCUGCCCUCACCCCCUUUGGAGUGAACCAGGACCUGAUCGUUUCUUCACUGUCCUACCCUGUCAUCUACAACCCGGCCAAGUACAGCACCGACCCGCUCUACUACCAGGACAGGAUGGACGGAUAUGACUUGAUGCGUCCAAACUCGCCUGUUCUUGAGAGCAGCUCCAACCGCAUCAACGGAACAAGCCCGGUCUACAUCCUCGACUCUUUUGGACAGAUGCUGGGCGAUCACGUGGUUGGUAGUGAGAGCAUUGCCGUGACCCUGCAGGCUCGGACCUCAGCUAUCUCCACAAACCCCGUGUUAUCCUCGACUGCUUCGUCGACCUUGACAACCAAGGCAUCGUACAAGGUGACUCAACAGUCUUCUAGCCUGGGCAGCGUGUGGGGGGCUCCUUCCAAGGUCUACUCGCCUUUCUUGGGCUACUCCAUCAAGUCAGUGGCGGCAUCUGGGGUGCAGUCACCAGCCACGCUCUCAGCACAGAUUGACACCACCACAGUCACUGUAUCUCUGACAGCGGCUGUCGCUUACAUCACGGUAAACAGCUUCAUCCGCAUUGACAAUGAGGUGAUGAAGGUCUCGGCUGUCACUGGAAAUACCCUCACGAUUGUCCGCGCUCAGCGGUCAACCUACGCAACCACUCACGCUACGAACGCCAACGUGUACUCAGACUGCAUCGGUCGACUCUAUGCCGAGCCGAGCCUGGAGGGAGGAGAGCCGGCUAUCCUCGACUUCAGUGGGACCUCGGUGACGGUGGUAUCGGGAGGCAGCGGAUACUUAUCAAGCUCACAUGUGUACGCCUGCGGGAGUGUUACGAGAUGUGACUAUGCUGGAGCUCAGGUCAACACCUGCUCGCUGACCUUCACUGCCAGUCUCGGGCCCGCUGUGACUGAGGUGUAUCUGAACCAUACGGUAGCUACGAGAGCUCUUGGAGGGCAAAUGACCGGCCUCACUUCAUCCAGCAGUCGAUUCUUCUUGUGGAAGACCCGGCCGAGCAAAGUUUCAAUGGUCGUGUCGUCUGCUGCAUCAAACACUUCCAACUCCUCCAACAGCUCCACCGUUGUGGAGGCUUUGGAGACAACUCCAUCUCCUACCACCAGCUCUUUUAUCCAUGCGGCGGAUGUCACAACAACACCAGCUGGAACUGGAAAAGCAGCGUCUGAAAUUCCAUUGCAAGCAGCGAGCGCGAGUAACGUCGGGGUAGUAGUGGGUUGUGCGGUAGGAGGGGUGAUAGGAGCAGGGCUGCUGGGGUUCUUGACUCACAAGUUCGUGUUCAAGGCUACCAUGCUCAAGUUCUCCUCAACCUUCUCCUGA